Thamnophis sirtalis is the source of this 1029-nucleotide messenger RNA. NCBI's taxonomy places the organism in Eukaryota, Metazoa, Chordata, Lepidosauria, Squamata, Natricidae. The record is from RefSeq and is a predicted model, not a curated record.
ACCUUACUGGAGCCCAGGAUGGCAGCGUCCGAAUGUUUGAAUGGACCAGACCUCAGCAGCUGAUAUGCUUCCGGCAAGCUGGCAAUGCCAGGGUUACGCGAAUGUAUUUCAAUUCUCAGGGCAAUAAGUGUGGGGUAGCUGAUGGGGAAGGAUUCUUAAGCAUUUGGCAAGUAAACCAAGCUUCGAGUAAUCCCAAACCUUAUAUGAGCUGGCAGUGCCACAGCAAAACCACAAGUGACUUUGCCUUCAUUACCUCUUCGAGUUUAGUGGCCACGUCUGGACAGUCUAACGACAACCGAAAUGUGUGCUUGUGGGACACCUUGGUGUCAUCAUCUAACAAUCUCAUACAUGCCUUCACAUGUCAUGAACAUGGCGCCACAGUGCUUCACUAUGCACCGAAACAUCAGCUGCUGAUUUCCGGAGGCAGGAAAGGCCAUAUCUCCAUCUUUGACAUCCGGCAAAGGCAGGCCCUUCACACAUUUCAUGCGCAUGAUUCCUCAAUCAAGGCCCUGGCCUUGGAUUCCUCGGAGGAAUGCUUCUGCACGGGUUCUGCAGAAGGCAACGUAAAGGUCUGGAGACUAACUGGCUAUGGCUUGAUCCAUUCCUUCAAACACGAACACGCUAAGCAGUCCAUCUUCCGCAACCUGAGUACAGGAGUCAUGCAGAUCGAAAUGGCCCCGGGCAACCGCAUAUUUUCCUGCGGGGCAGACGGCACUCUGAAAAUGAGGGUUUUGCCCAACGCUUUCAAUAUCCCCUCAGACCUCUGCGACAUUGUGUAGCCUUGGCAGCCUCCCCGUCAAAAGGAGAAGGCCUGGCCUUCCCUCAAGAGUUCAGAAGAACACUUUUCUACACUUGGCUUCCCAAGAAAUUAGCGCAACGCUUAAUACCAGUAUUGAAGUAGCGGGAAGAGCAAGGUUGACACACUCACAUUUCGUAUCGUUCCAAGCACUGAGGCGGCACUGGGGGCGGGGGCGGGGCACCCAGUCGUGGUAUUCUAUUUUCUUCACUCCUGGUUUGGUAGCGAGAGCG